Molecule: messenger RNA, 1971 nt
Organism: Ctenopharyngodon idella (grass carp)
Lineage: Eukaryota; Metazoa; Chordata; Actinopteri; Cypriniformes; Xenocyprididae
Product: glucocorticoid-induced transcript 1 protein
Exons: 8
Coding region: 150-1376 (408 amino acids)
Biological process (GO): podocyte development
Cellular component (GO): cytoplasm
Source: RefSeq, a predicted model, not a curated record
CAACAUCUGUCAGCGCAGGAGAACUACAGUUUAGUCUUGCUUCUGAACUUUGUGUCAACUUUGAUUCAGAGUUUUACAGGGAAUGACAAGCUAGUACGCGCACAAUAGAUUAAGAGGAAGCAAAGUUUUAAAAUAGCCCAGCUUUUCGCAUGAACGCGUUUUCAGUUCUCGUUCUGGAGUUUAUUGUGUCCCGUGCACAUUUACGCACCAAGAGCAAUAGUAACUCUAGACUUCAGCCUGCCUCUGCCAGUGUCCCUCUGAGAUGGAGUGAUGAGAGAUCUCCUUCGUUCUUCUCUUCAAGACACAGCAGAAGCCCUUCAUCAUCAUCAUCAUCAUCACAUGCUGUAAAUAUGAAGCAGAUCACUAAGCCCAUCCGGAUCCCAUCAGAGAAUCACUUUAUAACAGCAGGGAAAGCACGAUCAGCCAGUCGACAGCCGCCCUCAUUGGACAAGCUGCCUGAGCAAUACCUGAUUGGACAGUGGCCGCGAGAGCCGUACCAACCCCAGCCGUCCUGCAUGAGUGAUAAAGCCACGCAGACGCCUGGAUUUUGGACUGAGGAAGGAGGAGAGGUUAACGUACACAAGCGCUCGGCAUCGUGGGGCAGCGCUGACCAUCUCAUAGAGAUUGCUAAACUCCGGCAGCAGCUCCAGCGCAGUUUGCAGUGCAGUCGCAGUAUCAAGGAGAAAGAAGAAGUGACGCCGCUGAAUCAGAUCCAGACAAAGCGACUCUCGGCAUCUUCAUCUAAUAUGGUCCAUUCAAGACCCCUCAUAUGUAGAAUGCCCAGCUAUAGUGACUGUAUUAACCAGGAGCUGGAGAGCGUCUUCAUCUGUGAGGACUGGGGGAGGGAGGAGGAGAAGGCUUUGGAGGUGCGAGACGGUGGCCGUGCACCUGUGCCUCCUCUUCAUCACGGUGACCUUCACACUCACAACGCUGAGAUGCAGAUCUGCUGCAGUCCUUGUUACUCCUGCUCUCCUACUCCGGACACUGAGAAAGAUUACAGGAACGGUUCACCUCUGCCUCAGUUUUCCAGCUCUCCCAAACCCAACAACAGUUAUACGUUUAAACGUGAGCCUCCUGAGGGCUGCGAGAAAGUCAAAGUGUUUGAAGAUCUCAUCACUUGUAGGACACAAGGCUUUCCCAUCUUUUCCUGCCCCGACAGAAACAAGGUGAACUUCACUCCAAGUGGUUCUGCCUUCUGUCCUGUAAAGCUGCUGUGUUCGUCCCUAUUCCCAUCAGAUGCUGCUGCUCGUCCCAGUCCGCUGGAUAAUCAAACUUCAGGACAGACGUCUGGUCCAUUUACAGAGACCACUGUACAAAACAGCUUCCCGCUGCCCUCUGAAUGCUGCAGUAUUAGGAAGUGCCUGCUGCUCAGUUAGCCAAUCAGAGCUCAGAUCUGAAACAGCUGUCUGAAUCAACUUUCUAGGAAGUUUCUUACUUGCUAAUGGUUGUACAACAGGACCAUUAUGCUGUACAUUGAACUUUGUCUUAUGGUUUCAUGUAAUUCUGCUGGAAUGCACAAAUCUUUACUUAAUCUUACAGCACAUCCUACUAACCAGGUUAAACACAUUAGAUAUGACAGUAACUGCUGCUGUAAUCCAACAGCCAAAAAUCUUAUUUCAUGCCUUAACACUUAACUCAGGUUUAGCUUCCAUUGGGGCUGGAUGAUAUAGCUAUAACUAAUUAUAUCUCAAUAUUAUUUUGCAUUCUUUUAAUGAAACAUAUAUAUUUUUUCAUUAAAGGAACCAUCAUUUCACCCCAACAGUCAUUGUACUGCCAGCAAAAUAAUUGCAAAUAUAUUGUGCAUAUUCAAAAUACUGCCCAGCCCUAACAUCCAUACUUCCCUAUUUGAGUAAUAAUGCCAGUAAUAAUGGUUUUGUCAUUUUAGUGUCUUCCUGUUUUAUUCAUGUGACACUGUUAUGGUGUAUAAAUAUAACUGCUGGAUGCUCACAUUAAAGUGACAUUUAUAAAGUA